AUAACACCCUCCAUUUCAUAAUUAUUUACAUGAUAACCCCCCUCAACCAAAGAUAUUUGCUUUCAUAUUAUCUUCUUCGGAAAAAAAGAUCAUAUCAAGGACUCAAAUAACUUACUGUCACCACCCACCCUUUAGAAGAAGAGGAAGAAGGAGGAGGAGAAAGGUGUCUCAUUUUGAUAAACACAGAUAAGUAAGGAAGUUUUCUUGUUUGUAUUUGAAGGGAUAAUAAUAUGAUUAUGAAUGACUUCAGAUAUUCUUAUUAGUUAAUUUACUUGUAUGUUUGUUGCAAUUAGAGGUAUCUUCAUCAUCAAUGUGUACCUGUAAUUUAAGGUUUAGUGUUGUUCAAUGUGAUUUCAAACCAAGUCCUUUCGCAAAUGAGUAUCAUCAGUUUAUGAAAAGAAGAAAAAUUGAGAAUUUGAAGGUUUUGACAGAUGGGUGUGCUAGUGGUAGUGGAAGAAAUUGGAAGAAGAAAUCAAGAAGAAAACAAGCAGGUAUUUGUGGGUUUUUAAUGAAAAGUUCAUUGGAAAUUGGACGGGGGAAACCAACAAGUAGUGGGUUGUGUUCUGAUGAGGAGGUUGUUAGGGUACUUAAGUCUAUUUCUGAUCCAAUUCAGGCUUUUUCUUACUUUAAAUCUGUUGCUCAACAACCUAACAUUGUUCAUACUACUGAAUCAUGUAACUAUAUGCUUGAAUUCAUGAGAGUUCACAGAAGAGUGGAAGACAUGGCUGUUGUGUUUGAUUUAAUGCAGAAACAGAUUAUUAGGAGGGAUUUACAAACUUUUUUGACAAUUUUAAAGGGUCUUAGUAUAAGGGGAGGUAUUCGGAAAGCCCCUUACGCUAUUGAUCGAAUGAGUAGUGCUGGUUUUGUUUUAAAUGCUUUUUCUUAUAAUGGGUUGAUUCAUUUUCUCAUUCAAUCCGGGUAUCGUAGAGAGGCUUUGGAGGUCUACAGAAAAAUGGUCUCUCAGGGUCUUAAACCAAGCUUGAAGACUUAUUCUGCGCUGAUGGUAGCUUUAGGAAAGCUAAGAGAUACUGAGACUGUGUUGGGUUUAUUGGAAGAGAUGGAAAGCUUGGGUUUGAGACCAAAUAUUUAUACCUUCACUAUAUGUAUUAGGAUCCUCGGCCGGGAAGGGAGAAUUGACGAUGCGUAUGGAAUUUUGAAAAGGAUGGAAGAGGAAGGAUGUGGACCUGAUGUUGUUACUUAUACUGUUCUCAUUGAUGCUCUUUGCAACACAGGUAGAGCCCAUGACGCCAAGGAAUUGUUUCUAAAAAUGAAAAGAUCCACCAAUCAAAAACCUGACCGGGUAACUUAUAUCACAUUGCUGAACAAGUUUAGCGAUUCUGGGGAUCUGGAUUCUGUAAAAGAGUUUUGGCGCCAAAUGGAGUCGGAUGGUUAUUCUCCUGAUGUGGUUACCUUUACAAUUCUCGUUGAUUCUUUGUGCAAAAGCGGGAAGAUUGACGAAGCAUUUGGCACAUUGGAUAUUAUGAGAAGCAAAGGUAUUUUACCAAAUCUACAUACUUACAAUACAUUAAUUGGUGGCCUUCUGAGAGUAAAUAGAUUGCAUGAAGCAUUGGAAUUAUUCUUUCACAUGGAAACCCAGAGCCAUGAACCCACGGCAUAUACGUACAUCCUCUUCAUAGACCACUAUGGAAAGAACGGGGAGCCUGGUAAAGCUCUUGAGGCCUUUGAGAAUAUGAAGAGUAAGGGAAUUGUUCCUAACAUUGUUGCUUGCAAUGUUUACUUGUAUAGUCUCGCAGAGUUGGGUGAAGUUGGUUCGGCGAAGGAUGUUCUUCAUGGGCUAAAGAACAGUGGCCCUGCUCCAGAUUCUAUAACUUACAAUAUGAUGAUUAAGUGUUACAGCAAGGCGGGUAAACUAGAUGAAGCUGUAAAGUUGCUUUCUGAGAUGAUUGAAUGUGGGUGUGAUCCGGAUGAGAUUACAAUGAACUCGUUGAUAGACGUGCUUUACAAAGGGGACCGGGUAGACGAUGCGUGGAAUAUGUUUCUUAAAAUGAAGGAGAUGAAGCUUGCUCCUACAGUUGUAACCUACAAUACUUUAUUAGCAGGGCUGGGUAAGGAAGGUAAAAUAAAAGAUGCCAUAGAUUUAUUUGAAGUAAUGGAUUCAAAUGGUUGUUCUCCAAACACGGUGACAUUUAACACUCUUCUAGAUUGUCUUUGCAAAGCUGGUGAGGUAGAUAUGGCCUUGAAAUUGCUUUGUAGAAUGUCGGAAAUGGAUUGUAGACCUGAUGUUUCUACUUACAACACAAUUAUACAUGGUUUAGUUAAAGAAGAUAAGGUUAGUGCUGCUUUCUGGAUCUUCCAUCAGAUGAAAAAAAUUGUCUCCCCUGAUUUGAUAACUUUGUGCACCCUCCUUCCUUUUAUGGUUAAACACCGGCAGAUUGAAGAUGCUUUGAAGAUCACCGAGAACUUUUUCCUUCAGGCUGAGCAUCAAGCCACUAGGUCUUCUUGGGAAAAUCUCAUGAGUGGAAUUUUGGGUGAAGCUGAAAUCGACGAAUCCAUUCGCUUUGCUGAACUGGUGGUGUCAGCUAAGCUUUGCGAGGAUGAUUCCUUGGUUUCUGUUAUAAUUAGAUAUUUGAAACCUAAGAAUUCCCUCCAUGCUUACGAAGUAUUUGGGAAAUUCACAAAGGAAUAUGGAGUUUUACCGACCCUUAAAUCAUAUAAUCCUUUAAUUGAUUGUCUGCUUCAAGAUCAAUUUUCUGUGUUAGCUUGGAGCCUGUUUGGGGAGAUGAAAGAUUCUGGCUGUGAUCCUAAUGUUUCCACAUACAAUUUGUUACUAGAUGACCUUGGUAAGACUGAGAAAGCUGACAAACUUCUGGAGCUAAAAGAAGAGAUGCUCUUGAAGGGAUGUGAACCAGUCACCAUCACUCAUAACAUCAUAAUCUCUGGCCUUGUCAACUGCAACAGAGUAGAUGAAGCCGUAGACUACUAUUUCGAUCUUAUGAGUGGAGAUUUCUCUCCAACUCCUUGUACUUUUGGGCCGAUCAUAGAUGGACUUUCAAAGUCUGGGAGAAUCGAGGAAGCAAAGCAGUUCUUUGAGGAAAUGGUGGAAUAUAGAUGCAAACCAAAUUGCGCUAUUUAUAACAUUCUAAUAAACGGGUUUGGAAAAGUGGGUGACGUCGAUGCUGCCAUUGAGUUGUUCAAGAGGAUGUUGAAAGAAGGAAUUAGACCUGAUUUGAAGUCGUACACUAUACUUGCAGAUAGCCUCUGCAUGGUGGGGAGGGUGACUGAUGCUCUGCGCUACUUCGAGGAAAUAACCUUUACCGGCCUUGAGCCUGAUUUGGUUGCUUACAAUCUGAUGAUAAAUGGACUCGGAAGAGCAGGGAGGUUAGAAGAGGCCUUUUCUCUUGUGAAGGAGAUGAAGAUCAAAGGGAUUUUUCCUGAUCUUUAUACAUAUAAUUCAUUAAUACUCAAUCUUGGGAAGGUUGGAAUGGUAGAGGAAGCCGGAGAAAUGUAUGAAGAAUUGCAACUGCAUGGACUUGAACCUAAUGUUUUCACAUAUAAUGCUCUCAUUCGAGGGUAUAGCAUGUCCGACAAUCCUGAUCGGGCAUAUGCAGUUUAUAAAAAGAUGAGGGUUGGCGGCUGCAUCCCCAAUAAAGGAACAUUUGCUCAACUUCCUAAUCAAUCUCAAGAUGAAGUGCUUCAGAUGGUUGAGUGAUGUGAAGAACUCAACCUAGUUCAGUCAGUUCAGCCGAGAGAGCAACACUAACCGUGCCCAAGAAUUUGGUACUCUAUCAGUUAGUUUCUUGGUGUUUGACCAUCAAAAGAAUUUAGUAGGAUCCUCUUUUUUGGAGUUCAAUAGCCCAGACUUAUCACGGUGAAGACAAAUUCUAAGCACGGUGUUGGUGAAGACUGGAUCUGUUUCAAAUGCCAACCGUGCUAUUGGGUAAGAUUCAGGUGUCAUGCCAUGUUCAAUACGUAAAAGCGUAAAUGUAAGUAUGUACUUUAUUCCUUAGUUAAUAGUGUUAAAUUCUGGUUGGAUCUCUGCUGGAGAGCAGAAACAUCUACUUGUAUUAGAAUGAACUCCAUUUAUAUGAAAAAAUUCAUGUUAGUUGUGUUUUCCUGCCUUAGUUACACUCUCAUAUAAA
Papaver somniferum (opium poppy) is the source of this 4100-nucleotide messenger RNA. Its product is annotated as pentatricopeptide repeat-containing protein At4g31850, chloroplastic. The transcript has 2 exons. NCBI's taxonomy places the organism in Eukaryota, Viridiplantae, Streptophyta, Magnoliopsida, Ranunculales, Papaveraceae. The coding region runs from base 311 to 3670 and encodes 1119 amino acids. The record is from RefSeq and is a predicted model, not a curated record. Gene Ontology annotation, molecular function: protein binding.